CAGGGGAAUUCCUCUCCUGAAUUUUGCAUUUUCCCUGUCUUCAUGCCCAGGCUGUUGCAUCACUUGUCUGGGAGAUGCCUGAAUGGGCCAAUAAGCUGGGGCACGCUAAAUAGUCUGGGACCCCGAACUAGAGGGGACACGUGAGGAGGAAGGACAUGGAUCAGUGUUUUUUUUCUUGAAGCUACUGUUGCCACUUCUGGAAAGGUUUUUCAGGAAUAAGUGACAGUAAGAACAACAAGGGAUUAGAACUGGCCUCCUCUUAUAAAUAAUAAAAUCCAGAGAGAAGUGACUUGAGUUGAGUAGCAGAGCUACGCCUUGCACCCCGACCUUCUGGUGCUAGCUCAAGCUGAUUUUUGACAUAUUGCCUUGACUUCUCAGUCUCCAGGUUUAAAGAAAAGGAAGUAGAGGACAUCCAAACACCUGCAUCUCAUAAGGAGAAGAAAAGUCCACCUGGAUCUUAUUUACAGACUGCGAUGGAUGCAGAAGCCACAGUGAAGUCCAGAGAACAAAAGGAACAUAUUAGAGUAGGAAGAAAAACACAAUGGAGCAGAAGCUGGCUCAUGGCCGGCACUUUACCAAGAUCUCACGUCACCAGCAGGAGGGCGGGAUGGAAAAUGCCCUUCUUCCUCAUGCUGUGCCUGCUACAAGGUUCUUCUUUUGCCCUUCCACAAAAAAGACCCCAUCUCAGAGGGCUGUGGGAGGGCCCUCUCCCCUCCAGGACCCAUCUCCAGGCCACGGGAACGCUCAUGCCUUCUUCACCCCUCUGCUGGCGGGAGGGGAGCUCCUUCGCAGCUGCAAAUGCAUUGAAGGGCCCAAGGCUGGUGUCUGGGGAUCCUGGAGGAGCUGUCACCAUCCAGUGCCAUUAUGCCCCCUCAUCUGUCAACAGGCACCAGAGGAAGUACUGGUGCCGUCUGGGGCCCUCAAGAUGGAUCUGCCAGACCAUCGUGUCCACCAACCACUACAUCCACCAUCGCUAUCGUGACCGCGUGGCCCUCACAGACUUUCCACAGAGGGGCUUGUUUGUGGUGAGGCUGUCCCAGCUGUCCCCGGAGGACGUCGGAUGCUACCUCUGCGGCAUUGGAGAUGAAAACAACCUGCUGUUCUUUAGCAUGAGUCUGACCGUCUCGGCAGGUCCCUCCAGCACCCUCCCCACAGCCACUCCAGCUGCUGGGGAGCUCCCCAUGAGAUCCUAUGGAACAGCGUCUGCAGUGGCCAACAGAUGGACCCCAGGAACAACCCAGACCUUAGGACAGAGGACAUCAUGGAACACAGUUGUUUCAGCUCCAGGAACCAGCGUGACCAGAGCUUCAGCUAAGGGAAAACAAACCUCAGGAGCAACCAGGCCAGCAGCUCCAGGGACAGGCAGCUGGGCAGAGGGUUCUGCCAAAGCACCAGCUCCCAUUGCAGAGAGUCCACCUUCAGAAAGCAGAAGCAGAAUGUUCAAUACAACGGAAGGUGUUUGGGGCAGCACCAGAAGCUCGGUGACAAACAAGGCCAGCAAAGAUGGGAGGGAGAUGACAACCACCAAGGUCAAUAGGCCAAGGGAGGACACAGAGAGGGUCAGGAUAGCUCCUGAAGCAGCCAAAAAGGCCCUAGGAACCGUUAGUCCACCAGCUCCGGUCUCAGAAACUUUGGGCUGGGAAAUCCUCCCACAAUGUUGCUUAGAAACCAGUGUUUCUAGGCAACAAUCUCUGGGCCCCAUGGGAGAAACAACUCCAGCUGCAGGCGUGUGGACUUUGGGAACCGCCAGCAUAGAGGCAGCAUCUGGGGAAGGAAGCGUUGCAGGGGACCUAGAUGCUGCCACUGGAGACAGAGUUUCCCAAGCAACGCCGAGCCAGGCCCUGGCAGUAGGACCCUGGAGGCCCCCUGGCAAGGAGUCUUCUGUGAAGAGUGCUUUUGCAGAAGAUGAAAGCAACUCUUGGACACUGGCUCCCGUCUCUACGUUGCUGGUCUUAUUUAUGCUUAUGGCUCUGGUUCUAUUGCAAAGGAAGCUCCGAAGAAGGAAGACCUCUCAGGAGGCAGAAAGAGUCACCCUGAUUCAGAUGACACGUGUUCUGGCAGUGAACCUCCAACCAGACCAGCUGCCCCAUGUGAAAAGAAAGACGCUUCAGGAUGACUCUCUCCCCACUGGGACCAGCCUGACUGCCCCAGAGAGGAAUCCAGGACCCUGAGGGACGGAAAGAUGAACUGCUCAGUCACCGUGGAAGGAGGACCAAGAUGAAAGCCCUUCAGGACCCUAGCCUCUUUCCAUCAUCCUUCCUCCACCUUUCCGCAGCUGGGGCUCCACCCAAGGAAGAAAGGCUGGCCAUCCGUGGGCGCAAGAAAGUCAAGCAUUGUCCAUAUCCAAGGUCACAAUCUGACUCAAAGGAGACUUCAAGAAAGGUGUAUGAAACACUGGAAGAGGUCACCAAGGAAAAGCGUGAAAUUUCCAUUCCUGAAUGUUUGAAAAUAGAAGGGGUUCCCAAUCAGUGCAGAAAGUGACAAGUCCUCUGUCAUCACACCCAGCCUUUGCUGGGGGCCCCUUUUCUGACUACUGUUAGCACUCA
Messenger RNA from Saimiri boliviensis boliviensis (Bolivian squirrel monkey), 2546 nucleotides. The record is from RefSeq and is a predicted model, not a curated record. Lineage: Eukaryota; Metazoa; Chordata; Mammalia; Primates; Cebidae.